This is a messenger RNA of Rubroshorea leprosula, 1861 nucleotides long. Lineage: Eukaryota; Viridiplantae; Streptophyta; Magnoliopsida; Malvales; Dipterocarpaceae. The record is from the annotation of a GenBank genome assembly.
UCUUUUCGUUCUUUUCAUUUCCAAAAUCUCUGUUUCAUUUCCAGAGUCUCUCCCUUGGGUAGGCAGAAACCGUAAACCAAUUGUGGUAGGUAAGCUUCAAAUCUCUCCAUUAGGUUUCAGCAGUUGUAGCUUCAAUUUUGAUUUUGAUUUCUCUUCGAACCUGAUAUUCAUUUUGAUUUCGCGUUAUCCUUUGUGGCUUCUCCUUUGAAUCUCAUCAAGUACUUCAGGAAACAAUCGAGGGAGGUGGGAGGUGUGGUUGAGCAGCUGGAGUGUCCUUUGCCCCAAAGCUGCAAAUAUCGAGGCUGCAGCCUUGUGCUAUUUUGUUGCCACCACAAUCGCUUUUUAGCUCCGAGCAUAUCUCUUUCUUUCAGAUCUCCUAGGCCAUUGACACUUGCUUAAGCAGCUAAGCUUAGGAGAACAACAAUUGCGCUAAGGAGAAGGAACUUUCAAAUUAUUGCAGCUUGUCCAAAUGACUGUAUGUUGUACUGGGGAGAUAGGAAGAAUCAAGAAGAGUGUCAUGCUUGUGGGUUAUCAAGAUGGGAUUCUAUUUCUAAUGAUGUAGCAGCUUGCAUUUGAAGCAAUGGUGAGGGUUUGUGUCUUGAAUGAUGCUCUCAAGAGCAUGUACAAUGCAGAGAAAAGGGGUAAAAGACAAGUCAUGAUCAAGCCAUCCUCAAAAGUGAUUAUCAAGUUCCUUUUGGUCAUGUAGAAACAUGGUUAUAUUGGAGAGUUUGAGUAUGUUGAUGAUCACAGAGUUGGAAAAAUUGUGGUUGAAUGGAGAACCAAAUUGAUGAAAUAAGAAGACCAGGGAUUGAGUUAAUGUAUGCACAGAAGAUGAGGAUUUAAUGAAAAAUCCAUGAAACGGCGUCGCCUAAUUUUGGCUGAAUAAAACAACCCUAACUUCUCUGAACUCUUUAUGUUCGGUUGUCUCCUAAACUAAAGUCUACUGCCUCUUCUCUCGAUUCCUUCUUGAUUUUAUCUCAAAUUCCACUUGAGUUUGGUUGAAUCACCACAUCAAAUGGAGAGAUUUUCGAAGCUAAGGUCAGCCAAUCGAGGGAACUAGAUUGGACCCAUUGCAAGGAAGAAGAGUCUGAAUUUGAUUUGGAAUGGAACUCUAAUGCACUAAGGUAUGAAUUUGACCUUAAAAGAAGAAGUUAUCCAGAUUCCUAGUUGGGUUUUUGGAUUUCAAUUCCGAAUAAUAUUGGAUUUUAUCUUUAAUUGGAGAUUAGGAUUUGAGAUUAUUGUGAAGGGUUUGGGUUUCUUUUUCUUUCUAGUAAAAAAUGGGGUCCGGCCAAUGGAGAAAGGGAGCCAGAAAGUUCCAGAAAAAAUUGAUGGGGAAAGAGAGAGUAGAGGAAAAAAAAUUAAGUUCAAAGAGAAAAGUAGAUGAGAAGCAGAGAGUGAUAGAGCUUGUACAGAACAAUUAUUUCUUUGGAAUAAAAUUUCAUGUUUUUAUUUAACAGGUGAGUUCUCUUUGAAUUAUUAGUUUGUGUUUGGAAUUGAGCAUGAAAGUCUGAUAUUUUCCUCACGGAAAAUCACACUCAAGCCUAUUUCUUCCUCACAUGAUCUUCUUUUCUGUUCUUAAUAUAAUUUUCUUGUGAAUCGUUUGGUAUAUUGCUAUUUCAUAGAUUUUUUUUCCAUGUAAAUAAAACCAUGCGCAGACCAUGAAGCAAAUUUGGGAAUUGAAUUGUGAUUUGUGAGUUCUACGAUUAUUUUGUGAGAUUAUUAUCAUUCUGAGAUUAUUUUAUUGGGUUGUUGAAAUCAUGUUAAUAUAUGAGAUUAUUGAUUAUUGAUGUAUGAAUGAGUAUCAGGGAGUGUAUGGAAUUUCAUGGGAUUUGAUAGCUUGCAAUAAAAUUGAAGUCUGAAG